Molecule: messenger RNA, 2017 nt
Organism: Malaclemys terrapin pileata
Lineage: Eukaryota; Metazoa; Chordata; Testudines; Emydidae
Product: zinc finger and BTB domain-containing protein 26-like
Exons: 2
Coding region: 292-1428 (378 amino acids)
Biological process (GO): regulation of transcription by RNA polymerase II
Cellular component (GO): nucleus
Molecular function (GO): RNA polymerase II cis-regulatory region sequence-specific DNA binding; protein binding; DNA-binding transcription factor activity, RNA polymerase II-specific
Source: RefSeq, a predicted model, not a curated record
GUACGUAGUAGCGCCGGGGAGAAGCGCGCUGCGCUACGUCAAGCGCGUAAGCCUUGUUCGGGAAUAGCUGUUAGGAAAGGCGCUGCGCAAACACCGUAAGCAAGCGCUGACUUUACGCAAUUGGCGUAAGGACCGCCGGCUGCAGCCCCAGUGGGCGUCACGUGACCAGCUGACAGGUGCGGGGACGGCUGCGCACGUUGCGUAGAACAGCCGGGCCGCUGCGCAAACGGCGGAGCGCGAAGUACGCGGGCGUGGAAGAGCGGCCGCCGCCGAGACUGGAGCUGUGCCAGGAUGGCCCCGGCCGGCGAGCGCCUGCACUUCCGCUUCCCCAGCUACGGGGACGGGGUGCUGCGGCGCAUGGACCAGCUGCGGGCGCAGCGGCGGUUCUGCGACGUGACGGUGCAGGUGAACGAGCUGCGGGUGCCGGGGCACCGCGUGGUCUUCGCCGCCUGCUCCCCCUUCCUGCGGGACCAGUUCCUGCUCAGCGACUCGCCCGAGGUGUCCGUCUCGCUCCUGCAGAGCCCCGAGAUCGGCCGCCAGCUGCUGCUCUCCUGCUACACCGGCAGCCUCGAGGUGCCGCUGCCCGAGCUGGUCAACUACCUGACGGCCGCCUCCUUCCUGCAGAUGGGCCACGUGGUGGAGCGCUGCACCCAGGCCGUCUCCCGCUACCUGGUGCCCAAGGCCGAGGCGGCGCCAGGCGUGAGGGAGGAGGAGGGGGCCUCCCCCAGCCCCCUGCCCGCACGGCAGCAGGACGGGGCGGAGGGGGCCGGGGAUUUCCUGGCGUGCCGCUCCCACAGCAGCCCCCCGUCCCCGGAGAUCUCCCUACCCCUCCUCAACUCGGCCGUGGAGAUCACCCGCAGCUACCUGCAGGGCUGCUACGAGGACGAGGCGGCGCCGGGGGGCCCCUUCCCCUGCCCCCCACCCCCCGCCCAGCUGGGGGGGCCGUGGCGGGGCUGUCCCCUGCGCCGGCGCCACCUGGAGCCGGCCCGGAAGGACAGGCCGGCGGGGCUGGGGGCGGGCAGGAAGGCGCCGGAGCUGGAGCGGCCCUACCGGUGCCCGCGCUGCGACGGGCUGUUCCCGCAGCUGGCCGGCUUCGUGAGCCACGUGCGGGAGCACAAGCUGUUCCUGUGUCUGCGCUGCGCCAAGGUCUUCUCCCAGAAGAGCAACCUGACCCGGCACCUGCGCGUGCACACCGGCUUCAAGCCCUUCCAGUGCCCCGUGUGCCGCAAGUGCUUCACGCAGAACGCCACGCUGCAGGACCACCUCAACCUGCACAGCGGCCGCAAGCCCCACCGCUGCAACUACUGCGCCGUGCACUUCACCCACAAGCCGGGCCUGCGGCGCCACCUCAAGGAGCUGCACGGCAAGAGCACGCUGCAGAACAGCCACGAGGAGAGCGAGGAGAUCAGCGCCGGGACCUGCGGCUGAGCGCGGGGCCAAGCCACGGGACGCCCUGGGGAGGGGCCACGGACCGAGCCACGGGGGCUCGCAGACCCACGGCCUCCCCUGGGGAGGGGUCAGGGACCCACAGCUUCCCCUGCAUGGGGUGAGCCAUGGGGGCUCGCAGGGCGCUUGGCACAGCCACACCCUUCCUGGAGUUACAGGGAUACUACGGACUGUUCCAUUCCCUCCUGGGGGGGGAGAGGGAGAGAUGGGCUAAUGGGCCUGACCAUUCCCUCCUGGCGGGAAGGGGGUCUGCCCAGGAGAGGACUAGCCCAUUCUCUGCUGAGGGUGACGCUCUCAGCCCAAACCAUUCGCUGGGGGUGGGGAGAAUAUUCAUUCUUAUGACCCCCAAAUUCUCUAGGAUCCAAAAGACUUGGGGGGGAAUCCAGGACGCCUGGGUUCUCUGGUGGUGGGUGGGAUGGGAGAGCGGUAGCAGCCCUAGGGUGAAUCCCUCUUGUAAACCUGUUUAUUCACCCCCAGCACCAGGGGCACCUCCCCCUCCCCCCAGCUCCGGUCCUUGGGGCGGGGAAAUCUCACACACUUUAUUCCUAUAAAGUUUUGCCUUUUCACACUA